This is a messenger RNA of Periophthalmus magnuspinnatus, 1457 nucleotides long. RefSeq names its product matrix metallopeptidase 13b (gene mmp13b). NCBI's taxonomy places the organism in Eukaryota, Metazoa, Chordata, Actinopteri, Gobiiformes, Gobiidae. The coding region runs from base 30 to 1421 and encodes 463 amino acids. The record is from RefSeq and is a predicted model, not a curated record. Gene Ontology annotation, cellular component: extracellular matrix. The transcript has 11 exons. Gene Ontology annotation, molecular function: zinc ion binding; metalloendopeptidase activity. Gene Ontology annotation, biological process: proteolysis; extracellular matrix organization; collagen catabolic process.
UGAGUGUUUUGGACAAGACAGAAGCUACAAUGAUGGGUUUACCACUACUGCUGCUGCUGAUAGGGACGGUCACUCGCUGUUCAGCUGGACCUCUGCCUCACGACAACCCAGACAAUGUGCGACUAGCAGAGAGAUAUCUGCACCGGUUUUAUGGACUCCCAGCUGGACUCAGGGGAAGAAAGGCCUCGCUUGAUGCAUUUCAGGACAAAAUUAAAGAGAUGCAGGAAUUUUUCAAACUUGAAGUUACAGGGAAUCUAGAUGAAAACACUUUGGACGUGAUGCAGCAGCCCAGAUGUGGAGUGCCAGAUGUCGGAGAAUACAACCACUUUCCCCGAAAACUGAAAUGGCAAAACACCAACAUCACUUUCAGGAUUGUGAAUUACACUCCUGACCUAAAAAAGUCAGACGUGGACAGAGCCAUUCGAAAUGCACUGAACGUUUGGGCCGACGUCACCCCUUUGACUUUCAAGAAACUGAACGAGGGCAUUGCGGACAUCAUGAUCAGCUUCGGCAGCAAAGAACAUGGAGACUACAAUCCUUUUGACGGGCCUAAUGGGCUCCUGGCUCACGCUUAUCCUCCUGGACCAGGCAUCGGAGGAGACACGCACUUUGAUGAAGACGAGCACUGGACCAAGGACUCCAGCACGUAUAACCUGUUCAUAGUGGCCGCUCAUGAGUUGGGCCACGCUCUGGGCAUGUCCCAUUCCUCAGACCCGGGUGCCCUGAUGUACCCUGUGUACUCCUACGGGGAGGGAUUUCCUCUCGCUGAAGACGACAUCGAGGGCAUUCAGGAGCUCUAUGGACCAAACCCAAAUCAUAGAAAAGUGAAGCCAAAGCCUGACGCUCCGCAGAAGUGUGACCCGAUGCUCAGUUUUGAUGCCGUCACGGAACUGAGAGGAGAGACCAUCAUUUUUAAAGACAGGUUCUACUGGAGAAUCCACCCUCAGUUUGUUGAACCGGAGCAAACCCUGAUCAAAAACACAUGGCCCUCACUGCCCAAUAAAGUGGACGCUGCCUACGAGAACCCGGAAAAGGACCAGGUUUUCAUAUUUAGUGGGAUUAGAAUGUGGGCACUAAAUGGAUACACCCUCGUGGACGGUUACCCCAAGUACAUUCACAAACUGGGACUGCCAAAAUCAGUCCGGAAAAUUGAUGCAGCGGUGCACAUCAGAGAGACUGGGAAGACUCUGCUCUUCACUGAUGAGGAGUACUGGAGCUACGAUGAAGCCUCAGGCAGCAUGGACACGGGAUACCCACGCUCCAUAGAGACAGAUUUUCCUGGAAUGGGAGAUGAAGUGGAUGCUGCUGCUUUUCACUAUGGUUACUUGUACUUCUUCCACGAACACGUCCAAUACGAGUACAGUUACAACUCCAGAAAAGUGAUCCGCGUCCUCAGAGCGAACUCCAUCUUUAACUGUUGAUCGAGAUACUUCCAAUGAUCAAAAUGUUUGUAAAAU